CUUCUCUUCCCUCCACUCAAUUCCUCUUCUUUCGUUUCUCUUCCUUCUUACAAUCAAAGAACAUAGAUAAGGUUAAACCAAAACACUGUCUGAACAAACAAAAAAACUUGUAUUCUGUCUGAACCAAGAUCAAGAACAAUGGCCUGCACUAAUCUAACAACAAUGUGGGGUGUUUCAUCAAACCCAUCUCUUUCAGACUCCUCCUCCUUGUCGUUCCGCUCCGUUCUCAGCCCGCUUCCUCUCCCAAACCACAACAUCUCCCCUUCAAGAUCCUCCUCCGUUGCUCCAAUCCAAUCCUCCCUCCGUGAGCUCAGAGACCGAAUCGACUCAGUCAAAAACACUCAGAAGAUCACCGAAGCCAUGAAGCUCGUCGCCGCAGCAAAAGUCAGGAGAGCUCAAGAAGCUGUCGUCAACGGACGACCCUUCUCCGAAACCCUAGUCGAAGUUCUCUACAACAUCAACGAACAGCUUCAAACCGAUGACAUCGAUGUGCCCUUAACCAAGAUCAGACCGGUUAAGAAAGUGGCCCUCGUCGUCGUAACCGGAGACCGUGGGUUAUGCGGUGGGUUCAAUAACUUCAUCAUCAAGAAAGCAGAGGCGAGGAUCAAGGAGCUUCAAGGGUUAGGUCUUGACUACACAGUCAUUAGCGUGGGGAAGAAGGGAAACUCUUACUUCCUCCGCCGUCCGUACAUCCCCGUCGACAAGUACCUCGAGGCCGGGACCUUACCGACGGCGAAAGAGGCUCAAGCCGUUGCCGAUGAUGUCUUCUCUCUGUUUAUAAGCGAGGAGGUCGACAAGGUCGAGCUCUUGUACACGAAGUUCGUGUCUUUGGUCAAAUCGGAACCCGUGAUCCACACGCUACUACCUCUAUCUCCCAAAGGAGAGAUCUGCGACAUUAACGGGAACUGUGUUGACGCUGCUGAAGACGAGCUCUUCAGGUUAACGACCAAAGAAGGGAAGCUGACGGUCGAGAGAGAGACUUUCCGGACGCCGACUGCUGAUUUCUCGCCGAUCUUGCAGUUCGAGCAAGACCCUGUUCAGAUUCUUGAUGCUUUGUUGCCUUUGUAUCUGAACAGUCAGAUUCUUAGGGCCUUGCAGGAGUCGUUGGCGAGUGAGCUCGCGGCUAGGAUGAGUGCGAUGAGUAGUGCUUCGGAUAAUGCAUCGGAUCUUAAGAAAUCGCUUUCGAUGGUUUAUAAUAGAAAACGUCAGGCUAAGAUUACUGGUGAGAUUCUUGAGAUUGUUGCUGGAGCUAAUGCUCAGGCCUGAUUUGUUAUGAUCAGACUCUUUUUUUUUUAUAUAUACUAUUUUCGGUCGUACAAUGUAUAAUCGUCAAGAACUCCUAUUAUCUUUAUAUAAUCAUGCGAUUACCAACAUAAUAAGGUUGUAUAUUCUCGCAGCUUUGCUAGGAUAUUUUAAAGGAAUGUUUUAUUUCUGUUUAUAUCA
Messenger RNA from Brassica rapa (field mustard), 1443 nucleotides. RefSeq names its product ATP synthase gamma chain 1, chloroplastic. The record is from RefSeq and is a predicted model, not a curated record. NCBI's taxonomy places the organism in Eukaryota, Viridiplantae, Streptophyta, Magnoliopsida, Brassicales, Brassicaceae. Gene Ontology annotation, molecular function: proton-transporting ATP synthase activity, rotational mechanism. Gene Ontology annotation, cellular component: chloroplast thylakoid membrane. Gene Ontology annotation, biological process: proton motive force-driven ATP synthesis.